Molecule: messenger RNA, 679 nt
Organism: Amphimedon queenslandica
Lineage: Eukaryota; Metazoa; Porifera; Demospongiae; Haplosclerida; Niphatidae
Product: transmembrane protein 243-like
Exons: 4
Coding region: 45-506 (153 amino acids)
Source: RefSeq, a predicted model, not a curated record
AAAAACACACCUCUUUAUUUACUGACCACACCCACAAGUGCAAAAUGGCGCUGGCCACCAAGUACGGGAGUAGUGAGAAGGAUAACUUCUCCCAGCAGCCGUUGUUUGGUGAAACGAGGAAAAGAGAUAAGAUUAUUAAUAUUGUGAUAGCUGGGGUUACGGCAGUUAUGGUUACUAUAACUGUUAUACUAUCUAUUGUCAGCGGAAGGAUCAAGAAGAACAAAUGUGGUUUAAUACACCAGAAGGAUACAUUCUGUGUCUAUCCAAUGGACAUUGUGUUUGCUGCUGUGAUACUAUUACUAUUAAUACCUCAAGUCCUAGUGGUGAUAUGGUAUAGAAGAGGUGAAUUGGAGCCUAAAUUUCGUUGGAUGAGCUACUUUAAUGCCAUCAUGACUGUCCUACUCUGUAUUGUGGCUAAUCUCUACUUCUUUCAAGUUGCUGUGUCUCCUUCUGUUUCAGAUCCUCAUUAUUGUUAUAAUGGAACCCAAUGUACAGUACCAUGUUAAUGGUUUUUGACUUUUAUAAAUAAUAAUAAUAACUGCUUGAUAAUGCAUGUACAUACACAUUACAGUGCUGUGCAUUUAUAAUAUACAAUAAUGUACGUUCCUUUUUAAUAAUGAUAAUUAUUAUUAAUCAUUGUUUAGUGUAUUUCUUACAAUAAGAAAUAUACUCUUAAUGU